Ctenopharyngodon idella (grass carp) is the source of this 4510-nucleotide messenger RNA. It is a transcript of the gene plekhm1, whose product is annotated as pleckstrin homology domain containing, family M (with RUN domain) member 1. The transcript is spliced from 12 exons. NCBI's taxonomy places the organism in Eukaryota, Metazoa, Chordata, Actinopteri, Cypriniformes, Xenocyprididae. The record is from RefSeq and is a predicted model, not a curated record. The coding region runs from base 245 to 3460 and encodes 1071 amino acids.
CUUGCGUUCAUUUCCCAUCCUGCUUUUCGCGUCAGCUGAUCUGAUCACAUCCUCUGUGUGCUUCUGGUUUUUUUUGGAUCAGUGAACGAGAGUGACAGAUAUCACACGACUUGUGCUCAUGUCGAUUCAGUAAGAGGAAAGAAAACACAUCAGCCAUGACCGUGUAGUGCUGAAAAGCCACCGCGACAGAUAAACGCAGAACAAACAUGUGUGUAAAGUGGGACUAAUCAAAGCUAGAGGAGCCAUGCUGGCCACCCAAACACCUGAGAGCGGCCCAGAGGCAAAAGAUGUCAAACAGUGGAUCAAGGAAAAGAUCGCACGGACGCUAAAAGCCCUGCAGAAGCGUUACAUCACCACAGACACGGCGGUCACCAGCGAGGACUUGGAGGCGAACCUGCUGUGUUGUGCUUUGGAGGCGGCUUUCAUCCAUGGAAUCAAGAGCAAGUUCAUCAGAUAUGAUGGAGGUAAUUCGCGCAAAGGAGGAUCACGAGGAGCACUUCCUCAACCUGUCUUCUGGAGCCUGUUGAAGACCGUCACACACAGGGAUGUAGUUCAAGAACUGGAACGUUUAAGCUUCAUAAACUCAGACAUUGGUCGCUGCAGAGCAUGGGUUCGCCUGGCUCUAAAUGAUGGGCUUCUGGAGUGUUACCUGACAUCGCUGCUUCGCGAGGGGUCCAACUUGAGCUCCUACUACCAGCCCGGGGCUCUUCUGCUGGACCCGGAGGACCGCGAGGUUCUUCUCACCCUGCUGCAGGGCUUGGCCUCGAUGACCUUCCAGCUCUCCUAUAAAUCAGCUGUGCUGAAUGAGUGGACUAACACACCACUGGUCCUCGCAGGCCUUUGCCCCCCCACGCCUGCCGACGAGCACCUUCUUGGCCCUAAACGCAAGGAGUCAUGGGAUACGGUCUCACAGUCAUCCGGGGGGUCCGGAAGCUCAGACUGGGCUCAGGAAGCGAUCCAGAGGGAGUCGAGGAAAGAGCAGAGCGAGGGAUGUGAAACGAGCACUCCACUUACCUCAUCAAACCUUAGUCUGAAUACGUCAGGAUCGUCACAGCUGUCCUCCAGCCUGAGCUCUGAUAGUCUGCUUCAGGGUCAGGAGCCCAGGAGUCCUGAAAAAGAACGCUGGAGUUGUGAAACGGAAGUCAGCCACAAAGCACAACCAAACACUGUUACAGAAGAGAACGGCUCCUCUAGUCAGGAUUUGAAGAAGGAAGACUUUGAUAUGUUCAUGCCAGCUCCACACAUUCUGAGUGACUCUGCCAAACAUGCUGUUGAAGGAAAAACUGACAUUUCUGAAACAGACACACAUCAAUUGGAUGCACACGUCACAGAGGGAUCUAAAGCGGGCUCGGAAAAGACAUCAGCUGAAGCGUUACAGGAGACACAAGAAGGAACGGCGGAAGAAUCCGAGAUUAUAGUUAAAACCACAAGACUAAAAGUUAAACAUGCAGUCACUGAGACUCCAGAAAGGGAGCAGAAAAGAGAGAACAGAGACUCAUCUGUUGAGUCCCCUUCGGUUUCUACAUUACCCGAGACUGUUGAGACGACCUCUGACCUUAAAGACCCUGACACUCUUCUUCCAGAGACCUCUGCUGCUCCUAGUUCAGUGGAACAACCCCGACAUGCUGCAUACAGACGAUCCACAAGUACUGUAAGCAGGAAAACAUCCUCAGACUCUCUGUAUUCCUCCUGUAAAUCCACAUCUUGGAUAUCAGAGGAUGACUUCUACAAGCCACAAGAAACGGGCAGUUCUGAAGCAUAUGCCGUCAUUGACAUCACACAAUCGAACGGGCAGGUGACGCCUACCUCUGAACCAGACACCCUCCAGCCACCACCUAGUGUAGUGCACCGGAGACAGAACGGUCUUCCUAACCCGUUCAGGGGUUUGCUGAAGCUGGGUCAGCUGGAGCGGCGCAGUGCGGUGGGCAUGUGGUGGGAUUACUACUGCGAGCUCUCUCCGUUUGAGCUGCGGCUUUACAUCAAUGCAGAGGAGCGCAUCUGCUACGAAAACCUGUCCCUGCUGCGCUGCGAAGACGUCCACCUGUCCUCCGGCACCGAGGGCCGUUUUCGGCUCACCUUCCUAGGCAAAAGAAUCUACCUGCGUGCCCCAUCUCCAGGGGAGGCCGAAGACUGGGUCGAUCGCAUCAUGGAGGCCAUCAGCAAACUACGUCCCAUGAUGAAAGACGAACAGUGGGAGGUGCUGCAAACAUCCAGUGAUCAGGAAGUCCCCUCGCCGGCACCCUCAAGCCCUGAACGCACCAUCUCAGAACUUCCAGAUCCACCUCAGUUAGAUUGGACCCGUCAUAAAGACCCAGAACUAGAUGCAAUAAAGGAAGCGGUGGUCUAUCAGAACUUGGAGGAGAAGGGUUGGCGGCCUCUUGUGCUCUCGCUCUCCCUGGAGACCCUCAGAGGUUACCGGGUCCAAGAUGACUCCAAGACGCUGCUCUUCUCAUACCCCAUUGGGACCAUUAGGGAUGUGGUUCCAGAUGUUUCUCUAGGCAGUCCUGCGUUUUUUAAGAUUCUGACUGCGCGGGACACAAUGACGCUGAGGGCAGAGAGCGGCGAGGAAGCCCGAGGAUGGAGGAGCCUGAUCAGAGGAGCACUUGACUCGUAUCUGGAGACGGAGGAUGAUGGAGCUGUUCAGGGUGUCUCUUCGCCCGGCAGCGGCCAUGGAGGGAGUGUCCACAAACUGGUUCAACACAGACUGAAGGGUGACGGGGCGUUGCUGGCUCACUUGUCUGAGGUCCCUAAGGAGAGAGGACUAGACGCGCAAAAUUACAAAUGUGCAGGAUGCCCUCGGCAGAUCGGUGUGUCUCUGGGGAGAGCCAGACUCUGUGAGUUCUCAGGCCAGUACUACUGCGAUUCCUGUCACCAAGGAGACGCAACCAUCAUCCCCUCCCGCAUGGUGCACAACUGGGACCUGACAACACGUGAGGUCUCAAGACAAGCCUUUAAGUUGCUGACUCAAAUAGAGCACGAGCCGCUUCUGAACCUUGACGUUUUGAAUCCUGACCUGUUUGAUCACACUGACAUAAUGGCUACGGUGCAAACCCUGAGGCAGAAACUUCGUUUCCUUGGAGACUACAUCCGCAUCUGCCGCAGCGGGAUCAGCAAAAAAAUCCAACCCAGACUUCAGCAGAGGACAUAUUUAUUGGAUAACUGUGAUGUAUACAGUGUAUUGGACUUGCAGCAGAUAGCAGACGGGCACUACGAAUCUUACCUGCAGUCUCUGAUUGAGUUUGGGUCCAAGCACGUGCACAACUGUGACCUUUGCACCCAGAGGGGCUUUAUAUGUCAAAUCUGCAACUCCGACACCAUCAUCUUCCCUUUUCAGUUUGACAGCACUUCCAGGUGUAACGUCUGCAAGACGGUGUUUCAUUCCUCCUGUAAGGCCAAGUGUUCGGUCUGUCCACGCUGUGUUCGAAUACAAAAGUAUUUAGAGAGAGACUUGGAGGACUAAUUUAGCUGUUAAAAACAUGAAGGUUUCUAAGAAAAUGGUCAUGAAGAAGUUCUCUGUCGCUGUUGUAUCUACAGAGCACAAAAUCCAGGGUUAGUACCAUAUUAUUGUUGUACUUCAUCUAAAAGUUAUCUUACGGUAUUUGAUCGGUAUUUCACACUAAGCGUUUUAUUGGACACAUUGGAAACUCAAUCUUAAGUGCACUUAUUUACACAUUCAUAUGUACAUGUUUAGUCACAUCAGAACACCCAUGUAUGUUCAUUUCUCAAAAGUCAACAAUGCCAAACAAGUACUUUUCUGCAAUUGUGGAAGAACUGUUAUUAAAGCUAUGAUUUUUGCUUGGCAACUUUAUAAAUACACCAACAUUCAACGGUUAAUCAAUUCUCUGGCCUUCACUUGUUCUUCUGCAGGUUUGUGUUUGGAAUCAUAAGUCUUAGUUCUUUUUGCGUAGUCAUCAUUGAUUUAGUCUGGCCAAUUAAGUCAUAUUUAUGAAAAAUUAAGACAAUUAAAUGCCAAGGAUCUCAUAACUCUUGUUUUUAUAUUUUCUCGUUUUACUUUUUUUUUUUUUUUACAUCUGAAUGUCACAUGCCAAGUUUUAUAUAAAGCAUUACAAGUUUACAAAACAUUGUGUGCAUUAAUAAGCAUAUUCUUGUAUAUGCAGGAAUUGUACGCACCUACUAAGAGAGUUGUAAACUGAAAUUAUGAAAUGUACUAACACUUAAAACCUCCUUUAACGGGUCAUUUUUGUACUAUACUGUGCCUUUAUUUCAAGUUUCAUUGUAGCAUUCAUUAUCACUAAAAUUGGUUGUGCCAAAAAUGUAACUAUUAUAAGCCGACGUGAAUUAUUAAUGUAUGCCACAAAAUCAGACAGUCUCUUUGGAUGAUUAAAAGGAUCCGCUCUUUUUAUAUAUGUGAUUCUUGGUUUAAUGAAUGAGAGUUUUUUUGUUUUUUUUUUUUGUUUUUGAGUUUUUUUGUACUUCUUUUUUUAACAAUGCUGUGUUUCCUGAUAUUUUUAUGACAAGUUCAUUACAUCACUUGUAAAAGGAAAACCUC